Molecule: messenger RNA, 2222 nt
Organism: Myzus persicae (green peach aphid)
Lineage: Eukaryota; Metazoa; Arthropoda; Insecta; Hemiptera; Aphididae
Gene: Ppcs
Exons: 7
Coding region: 330-1238 (302 amino acids)
Biological process (GO): coenzyme A biosynthetic process
Cellular component (GO): cytoplasm; nucleus
Molecular function (GO): phosphopantothenate--cysteine ligase activity
Source: RefSeq, a predicted model, not a curated record
GCUCGACAAGCCCCCUCCCCUACCCCAUGUGUUCACUUUAGAUUAAAUCUAAAAACUAUUCCAAAAUCCACACGUUCAAGUACCUACUUGGGUACUCAACUUGACGCCGUCGAGACGACACACCUGUUGUUGUUGCCGAGUGCCGACUAGUCGUCGUCGUAUAUAGUAGUUAUAGUAGUUGUACUGUUGUAGUAUAAAUAGAGAAUAAAGUGGUAGUCGUCGUAAUCGUGUAAUUUGAGUACUUAUUCCGUUUACGCCGAACAGGUACAGACGUACAGUUGUAUAGAGAAUAGACUACAGAAGUCGACCGGUUACAAUUACUAACAAAAAUGGAUUGGGAAUCAUUUUAUGACACUCAUCCUUCUCCUUCAAACUAUGAAUCUACUAUAACCAGUGUUGAAAAUUUUGUUUGCAGCCAUGAAAACAAAAAAAUGGUGUUGAUAACUUCUGGAGGAACUACAGUUCCAAUUGAACAAAAUACUGUCCGCUUCGUUGACAAUUUUAGUCUAGGAACUAGAGGUUCUGCUUCUGCUGAAUAUUUUCUUGAUGCUGGAUAUGUUGUUAUAUUUCUUUAUCGUUCAAAUUCAUUGGAGCCAUUUGUUCGUCAUUUCAACAAUUCACUAUUAGAUAAAUUGGAGAUUGUAGACAAUAAAUCAAUACAAGUGAAAGAAAGUGAACUUGAUACGCUCUUCCCAAUACUGAAGAAGUACAAAGAUGCUAAAAAUGAUAACAGAAUCCUAACAGUUCCUUUCACUACAUUGAUAGAGUAUAUGUGGUUGUUGAGAGGUUCUUGCAUGCUUAUGGAUACCAAGUAUUCUCUACUUUAUUUAGCUGCUGCCGUUUCAGACUUCUAUAUACCGCCCAAUGAAAUGGCUGAACAUAAAGUUCAAUCCAAAGAUGGACCUCCAGUUAUUGCCUUACGACUGGUACCUAAAGUUUUAUACGCUGUUACUCAUAUUUGGGCUCCAAAUGCAUACAUAAUUUCAUUCAAACUAGAGACUGAUAAUGAGAUUUUAGAAGAGAAAGCCAAAGGGGCUCUUAUUAAAUACAAGCAUCAACUUGUGAUUGGGAACUUACUACACACAAGGAAACAUAAUGUCAAGUUAAUAGCUCAAGAUGGUGUAAUUGAAGACAUUUUAUUGACUGAGGCAGACGUCAAAAAAGGAAUUGAGAUUGAAGAUUUAAUAGUAUCAAAUGUCAAAGCUAAACAUGACCAAUUCUUUGAAAGUCAAAAUUAAUGACCAAAUAAUGUAUAAUCAAAAUUACAGUUGGUUCAGAAAUUAGAGAUAAUGCUCUUUUUUAAAUUUUGUUUGAUUGAAAAAUAUUUAUUGGAUUUCAGUGUUUUUCAAACUUUUUAUGUGAAGAUUUCCCAAAUUGUAGUGUCUAGUCUUGCAACUUUUUUAUGUGAAAGAAUUUUUAAUUUAUUAAUUUAUACAAUAAGUAAAACUCAUUUUUUAAGGUUUUAUUAUGGCUGUUUUAUGGGAACUGUGUUUGGAAUACUUCUACAAAGUUUUCAUUAUCAACAGUAUGAUUUGGUCCUCGACGGGUUAUUAUCCAUAUUUAUAAAUAUAUUCCUAAACACAUAUUUAACUUAAUACUAAUUACAUUAUAAAAGACCAAAUAGUUCUGUCACUUAUUUUCCUUGAAUAAUUUGCUUUCUAUUGUCAGUGUUUAGUACCAGUUCUCAUUAAUUCUACAUGCAUACACAUAUCCGGGAUCCCACUACAAGACAUGAACAGACUGUAAUAAUAUCAAAGUUUUUAGAUAAUAUAUUAUCCCAGGUCCAUACAGAAUCUGUUUUUGUUUUGUUUCUGGUUUUAAAAACAAUUUAGAUUGUCCCAUCUAUGUUGGGAAAAGUUGAGCUUAUAUUUUCUUUUUCUGCAUGGACUCCAUAUUAGAAAAAUCACCAGAUUGAAAACUCUUAGUAGUAUGAAAUACCUGGUAUUUUUUGGUCAAUUAUUUGUGUGAAAGUUCAUACACAAGGUGGACUACCAUAGUUUUUCGUUUUCCUAUAAGGUCAACACAAAAAAUAACAUGGUGGCUUAUCUUGUUGUAUGUUUGGGAACUUUUAUUUGGUUAUUAUUAGAAUUGUAUUUUUUUUCAACUGUUGUUGAAACAAAAUCUGGAGUGUAAUUAGUUUUAUGCAAUCUGUUUUUUUAUGUGUUUAAAAAUAUUUUCCCGGUAUUAUUACUUAAUAAAGUAUUAAGAUUUAUACGUAUUUA